AUGCCAAAGCACGCGCUCAGCUUCAAGCACCUAAUAGCCACCAGUUCAAAGCAGCAGCAGCACCGCCCAGCUCCCGAGCGAUCCGUAAACGACCUUUUAUCGUCGUCACGCCGUGCCCAGCCGCAGCAGCACGAGGCGCAGGACGACGCCGCUGGGCGGCAGCUGCCCCCGCAUCUGAGGGGACAGCGGGUAUGGGCGCCGAGCGCGGUCGACCCCGCGCUGGAGAUUGACAGUGGCGCUGUCCAUCCGGGUGAGCUCUUACGGCGAGCUGAGCAAGCGCAUCGAGCAGCCGCGAGGUCCGUUGCUGGACCAGCACCACCGCCAUCAUGGCGCCCAUCAACGGCCAAGCCAAGCGAAACCGGUCCACCUGCCCCGCCAGAUAGGCGCGCGACGACGUACGACCUGCUAUCGGCGGCUGCGGUGCUCGGCGAUAACGCCGCCUCGCCGUGGCCGCUGAAAGGCGCGCCACGCCUCGUCGACUGCUGCGUCGGACUCGUGCUCAAGCUCUUGCAUAGCACCGAAGUGAUCGCCGACGAAGACGGCGCAGGGAGAAUGACCCUCGGAGACGCCGUUCUCGAGACGACGCGCGAGCUCGACCUCCGCCUGCGCUAUCUCGUCAUCCGGCGAGCGGCGCUCCUCCCGCACGGCGAUCCGCAGCGGCUUGCGGACCGCCAGAUCCGCGGGCUGCUCGAAUAUGACGCGGGUGCAAGGGCAUCAGUGCAGCAGCAGGUCGUCGAGGAUGAUGACGAUUGGGAUGCGUUGGGUGACACCGACGCCCUCCCGCACCUCGCGCUCACCACCCACCCAUCCCCGAUCCCGCUGCUGCGCGACGUGCCGCGCAUGCAAGCGCUGGCACUGACAUCCCUCGACCUUGCGUACUGCACCCUCCCGGCCGACCUGGAUCGCCUGGUCGCUGUUCUCCCGUCUGGCCUGAGGACACUCGGCCUGCGCGGGGUGCGCGCGCCGAAGCCUUCAGACGUCACCAACCUCUGGGUGCACGGUAUGAACAGCCUCGGGCGCAAGCUCAUCGUGCUGAGGACCCUCGACCUCUCAGAGUUCCCUGCGACGUCCGCUGCCCUCCUCACACUCCUCAAGGCACUUCUUCAGCCUGUAGGGACCCACCUGCCGUCCCUCCGCGUCCUGGGGCUCGCUGGUGUUCUUGAUCAAGACGAGAGCAACGCAACGAGAAUGGUCACAAAGCGCGCCGUGUCAGAGAUCCUGAAGAGUGACGGCGAGCGUACACAUUGGGUCGAGGUGUUGUGGGAGUAAUUGGGAGCCGGUGUGGAGCCCAGCCGCCAACUAGGGGCCCUGGCACACACACCCCAUCGACCCAAACGGAAUAGCAUAGACAGUUAGAUCAUUCAUUG
Messenger RNA from Vanrija pseudolonga, 1367 nucleotides. RefSeq lists its product as uncharacterized. NCBI's taxonomy places the organism in Eukaryota, Fungi, Basidiomycota, Tremellomycetes, Trichosporonales, Trichosporonaceae. The record is from RefSeq and is a predicted model, not a curated record. The coding region runs from base 1 to 1269 and encodes 422 amino acids. The transcript has 3 exons.